Messenger RNA from Condylura cristata (star-nosed mole), 7593 nucleotides. RefSeq names its product myosin XVIIIB (gene MYO18B). The record is from RefSeq and is a predicted model, not a curated record. Gene Ontology annotation, cellular component: myosin complex. The coding region runs from base 1 to 7593 and encodes 2530 amino acids. The transcript is spliced from 42 exons. NCBI's taxonomy places the organism in Eukaryota, Metazoa, Chordata, Mammalia, Eulipotyphla, Talpidae. Gene Ontology annotation, molecular function: protein binding; ATP binding; cytoskeletal motor activity.
AUGGCCAUCUCAUCACGCCUCGCGCUGUGGGAGCAGAAGGAAAGUGAUAUUCGGGAAGAGGAUAAGAGCCCUCCACCGUCCUCGCCCCCUGCCCUUUUCUCUGUCAUCCCAGGAGGCUUUAUUAGGCAACUGGUCCGGGAGACUGAGAAGGAAUCCAAGGAAGCAAGACUCAAGAAACAGACAGCACUUGCCUCUCCAGAAAGAGAGGCCCCGGAACUUUCUGCCGUCCAGCCUAACAGCAAGUCCAGCUGUGACAACAAAGCUGGAAGCCACCAGCUCAGCUCUCCCCAGAACUCAAACAUUCCGGAGAGUGAGGGGGUCGUCACCACUGACCCUGCACUGAUGACUGGAGUCCAUGGUGAGAAGCCCCAGGAGCCAGGCCCCACUGAGGCCCCAGCCAAAAAGCCCUUGCCCUUCAAGAGGGGUGUGAGGAGGGGAGACGUGCUGCUGAUGGUGGCCAAGCUGGACUCAGACUCAGCCAAGCCGGAGCAGAAGACCCCGGCCCGUGAUGCCCCCACCUGUGUGACUGCACCCCCGGCCACCGACCCUGGAGGGAAAAAAAAGGGGCCAACCCCAAGGACUGCUCCUGUUCCCCAGGGCAACACUGAGGACCCAGCCCCAAAGGCUGAGAAGACCCAGACUGGGAAUCUCGGGGACCCAGGAACUGGGCUCCCGACUAAAGCCGAGAAGGCUCAAGGCGCGGUGGGGAAAGGGGCCGGGGUCCCCCAGACCAAAGGGCUGAAGGGGAAUGAUCCUCAGGGCAAAGAGGGGCCAGGUGAGGGGGGUCAGCAAGGGAUAGCAGGGAAGGGGGGAGGGGAGGCCCCAAACAAGAUGGCAAAGGGAAAUGUCUCCAAAGAUGCAGGGGGUGAAGGGAAGCGGGUGGGGACCCAAAUCCAGGUGAGGAAGUCAGGAGGGCCUCUGGGCAGAAAGAGCAAGGUAGACAGUUUCCAGACACCGAAGGCCAGAGACUGUAAUCUCCUCAGUCAGGCAGACAAGACAGGUGAGACUCAGGCUCAGUCCGCGGCGGUGGGGGAAGCUCUAAGAGUGAGCCAGAAAGCAGGUGCGCCCCGGGCUGAGACAGGAAAGGAGGGGCAACUCCAGGAAGAGCCCCAAGAGGCAGGUAAGGCUCAGAGUGAGACAGGGAAAGACUGUAAAGUCCCCAAGCAGGUGGAGACAGGAGGGGAGCCCCCUGUGGCAGCUGGGAAGGAGGGCCGGCCUGACAGCAGAGGGCGGGAAGCAGAGGAGGCCUGCACGAGAGUGGACGAUGGGGCCCAGGCCCUGCACAAGGAGCAAGAAGCACCCAGACAGCCCGCUCUGGAGAGCCAGGCUGAGGAGCCUGAGGCCCAGAAGGAGAGCCAAGGGGGGCCGGCCCUGCAGGAGGGGGUCACAGCCCCCCAGAGUGGAGGCCAGAGUGGAGACUCGGACCAGGUUCCCGAGGACAGAUGGUACCAGGCAGAGAAGGUCUGGCUGGUUCAGAAAGAUGGAUUUACUCUUGCUACGGUGCUGAAACCAGAUGAGGGAACAGCCGACCUGCCGGCAGGAAGGGUGCGGCUUUGCAUCGAUGCUGACAAAACUAUCACAGAAGUAGAUGAGGAGCAUGUUCAUCGGGCCAACCCCCCUGAGCUGGACCAGGCUGAGGACUUGGCCUCUCUGGUCAGUGUCAAUGAAUCCAGCGUCCUGAACACUCUCCUGCACCGCUACCGGGCUCAGCUGCCACACACCUACUCGGGACGGGACCUGAUUGUCCUCCAGCCCGCAGGCCCCCUGGAGCCUCCUGCAGGCAAGGUACCCAGGGGCCGCCGGGAUGGCCUGCCUGCCCACGUUGGCUCCCUGGCGCAGAGGGCAUACUGGGCGCUGCUGAGCCAACGGAAGGACCAGAGCAUCGUGGCCCUGGGCCGGAGUGGGGCUGGGAAGACCACCUGCUGCCAGCAGGUCCUGGAGCACCUAGUGCGGAUGGCGGGCAGCGUGGAUGGCAGUGUCUCAGAGGAGAGGAUCCAAGCCGCCUUCACUGUCCUCCGAGCCUUCGGCUCUGUGUCCACCAGCCACAGCCGCUGUGCCACCCGGUUCACCAUGGUGAUGUCACUGGACUUCAGCGCCACAGGCCGAGUCACAGCUGCGCAGCUCCAGACGAUGCUUCUGGAGAAGAGCCGGGUGGCCCGGCAGCCCGAAGGGGAAGGCAACUUCGAGGUCUUCUCCCAGAUGCUGGCAGGACUGGACCUGGAGCUCAGGACCGAGCUGUGCCUGCACCAGAUGGCGGACAGCAGCGCCUUCGGCAUAGGCACGUGGCCUAAGCCUGAAGACAAGCAGAAGGCAGCAGCCGCCUUCACCCAGCUCCAGGGUGCCAUGGAGACGCUGGGCAUUUCGGAGGCCGAGCAGCGAGCCAUUUGGCGGGUGUUGGCCGCCCUCUACCACCUCGGCGCAGCAGGGGCUUGCAAAGUGGGUCGCAAGCAAUUCAUGCGGUUCGAGUGGGCAAACCACGCAGCGGAGGCCCUGGGCUGCGAGUAUGAGGAGCUGAACACGGCCACCUUCAAGCACCACCUUCGACAGAUCAUCGCGCAGGUGACAUCUGGGUCGAGCCGACGGGACCUCGAGGAUGAGGGGCCCAGCUCAGGGCUCAAGAUGACAGGCGUGGAGUGUGUGGAGGGGAUGGCCGCAGGCCUGUACCAAGAGCUCUUUGCUGCUGUGGUCUCGCUCAUCAACAGAUCCUUCUCCUCUCACCACCUCUCCAUGGCCUCUAUCAUGGUGGUGGACUGUCCAGGCUUUCAGAACCCCCGGCACCAGGGCAAGGACCGGGCGGCCACCUUCGAGGAGCUGUGCCACAACUACGCCCAUGAGCGCCUGCAGUUGCUUUCCCACCAGCAGACCUUCGUCUCCUCGCUGGCGCGGUACCGGGAGGAAGGUGUCCCUGUGCAGUUUGAUCUCCCAGAGCCCUCCCCAGGGAUCACGGUGGCCGUUGUGGACCAGAGUCCCUCCCAGGUCCGCUUGCCAGCUGGAGGAGGUGCUGACGAGGCCAGAGGCCUGUUCUGGGUGCUGGAUGAGGAGGCCCGGCUGGAAGGUUCCAGUGACAGCGUGGUGCUGGAGCGUCUGCGAGUGGCCUUUGAGAAGAAGGGAGCUGAGGCUGACGGGAGCCCAGCACUCCGGACCUGCGAGCAGCCCCUCCAGUGUGAGAUCGCCCACCAGCUGGGGCAGGACCCGGUGCGCUACGACCUCUCUGGCUGGCUGCACAAGGCCAGGCCCAACCUCUCGGCCCUAGACGCCCCCCAGGUCCUUCAGCAGUCGAAACGGGAGGACCUGAGACUCCUGUUCCAGUCCCGAGCCAAGUUGCCCCCCGUGUGCCGGGCCGUGGCGGGCCUGGAGGGCAGCUCCCAGCAGGCUCUGCAGAGAAACUGCGCUGUGAGGAGGGCGUUUGCCAGCAGCUUUGCCGCGGUGAAGAGGAAAGCCCCGUGCUCCCAGAUCAAGCUACAGAUGGAUGCGUUGAUCAGCAUGAUCAGACGGUCUCAAUUAUACUUCAUCCACUGCCUGGUGCCCAGCCCAAGGGAGGACAGCAGGAGCGGGCAGGGGUCUGCGAUGCCACUGCAGCCUGGUGGAGACAGGCCUGGGGCCAGGGGCGCCCUGCCCUUGGACAUCCCAGCACUGAGGGUCCAGCUUGCAGGGUCCCACAUCCUGGAGGCUCUGAGACUGCACAGGACAGGCUACGCUGACCACAUGGGGCUCGCUCAGUUCCGCCGGCGGUUCCAGGCGCUGGACCCACUGCUCAUGAAGAAGCUCGCCUUGGCCACCGAGAGGAUAGACGAGAGGAAGGCUGUGGAGGAGCUCCUGCAGACCCUGAAUCUGGAGAAGGCUGCGGUGGCCGUGGGGCACAGUCAAGUCUUCCUCAAAGCGGGAGUGGUCUCCAGACUGGAGAAGCAGCGAGAGAAGCUGGUGUCUCACAGCAUCGUUUUCUUCCAGGCAGCCUGCAAGGGCUUUCUGUCUCGCCAGGAAUUCAAGAAGCGGAAGAUUCACCGACUGGCCACCCAGUGCAUCCAGAAGAACAUGGCUGUGUUCCUGGCGGUCAAAGACUGGCCCUGGUGGCAGCUCCUUGGUUCCCUCCGGCCUCUGCUGAGUGCCAGCGUCGGGGAUGAGCAGCUCCGUGCCAAGGAGGAGGAACUUACAGCGUUGAGAAAGAAGCUAGAAAAAUCAGAGAAGUCACGGAAUGAACUCCGACAGAACACGGACCUGCUAGAGAGCAAGAUUGCUGACUUGACCACAGAGCUUGCCGACGAGCGCUUCAAAGGAGACUCGGCCUGCCAGGUGCUGGAGAGUGAACAGGCUGAGCGGCUGCGGGCCCUCCGGGAGGCCCAGGAGGUGAAGAGCAAGUAUGAGGAAGUUCAGAAGAAUCUGGGAGACGUGAUGAAGCAGCUGGAAGAAGCCCAGCAGAAAAUUCAGUUGAAGGACCUGGAAAGGAGUCACACAGGAGGAGCUGAUGAGUGGCAGAUGCGUUUCGACUGUGCUCAGCUGGAGAAUGAGUUCCUCAGAAAGCGUCUACAGCAAUUUGAGGAGAGGUUGGACUCCGAGUUGACCUCCAGGAAAGAGCUGGAACAGAAGUUCGGGGAGCUGCAGCACGCUUAUGAGGACACCAAGAUGGCGGCGCACCAGCUGAAGCGGAAGUGCCGCCAUCUGACCUGCGAGCUGGAGGACACGCGCCUACAGCUGGAGAGCCAGCAGAGCCGAAACCAUGAACUCGAGAAGAAGCAAAAGAAGUUUGACAUGCAGCUGGCCCAGGCCCUGGGCGAGUCUGUGUUUGAGAAGGGACUUCGCGAGAAGGUGACCCAGGAGAACACCAGUGUCCGAUGGGAACUUGGCCAGCUUCAGCAACAGUUGACGCAAAAAGAGCAGGAAACCUCACACUUGAAGCAAGAGGUGGAGAUGCUGAAGGCCCAGAAGCAGGAACUGCUGGGGUCACCCUCUCUGGGGGAAAAUUGUGUUGCUGGCUUGAAGGAGAGGCUCUGGAAACUGGAGUCCAGUGCCCUCGAGCAACAGAAAAUCCAGAGCCAGCAGGAAAAUACCAUCAAGCAGCUGGAGCAGCUCCGCCAGCGCUUUGAGCUAGAGAUUGAGCGGAUGAAGCAGAUGCACCAGAAGGACCGCGAGGACCAGGAGGAGGAGCUGGAGGAUGUCCGCCAGUCCUGCCAGAAGCGGCUCCGUCAGCUGGAAAUGCAGCUGGAGCAAGAAUAUGAGGAGAAGCAGAUGGUCCUCCAUGAGAAGCAGGAUUUGGAAGGCUUGAUUGGAACCCUGUGUGAUCAGAUUGGCCAUCGGGACUUUGAUGUGGAGAAGCGUCUCCGGAGAGACCUCAGGCGGACCCACGCGCUCCUGUCGGAUGUGCAGCUCCUGCUGGGGACCAUGGGGGAGACCGGGGCGUCCGUCGGCAAAGAGGAGCUGGAGAAAGUGCACAGCCAGCUGGAGCUGAGUGAAGCCAAGUGUGAGGAUGCACUGAAGACCCAGAAGGCUCUGACCGCAGACCUGGAGAACAUGCACAGUGAGCUGGAGAACAUGACCCGGAGCAAAAGCCUGGUGGACGAGCAGCUGCACCGGCUGCAGUUUGAGCGCGCCGACCUUCUGAAGCGCAUUGAUGAGGACCAGGAUGACCUGAACGACCUCAUGCAGAAGCACAAGGACCUCAUCGCUCAGUCUGCCACGGACAUUGGGCAGAUCCAAGAACUGCAGCUGCAGCUGGAGGAAGCCAAGAAGGAGAAGCACAAGCUUCAAGAACAACUCCAAGUGGCCCAGAUGCGCAUCGAGUACCUGGAACAGUCCACUGUGGAUCGAGCCAUCGUCAGCCGGCAGGAGGCCAUCAUCUGUGACCUGGAGAACAAGACAGAGUUCCAGAAAGUGCAGAUAAAGAGAUUCGAGGUCCUGGUGAUCCGGCUUCGGGACAGCCUGGUCAAGAUGGGCGAGGAGCUCUCACAGGUCGCCAUGUCUGAGUCCCAGCAGCGGGAGAACAGCCAGUAUUACCAGCGGCGCCUGGAGGAGCUGAAGGUGGACAUGGAAGAGCUGGUGCAGCGGGAGGCUGAGGCCAGCCGGCGGUGCAUGGAGCUGGAGAAGUACGUGGAAGAGCUCGCAGCGGUGAGACAGACCCUCCAGACAGACCUGGAGACUUCCAUCCGGCGGAUUGCCGACCUGCAGGCAGCCUUGGAAGAGGUGGCGUCUGGCGACAGCGACACAGAGAGUGUCCAGACUGCAGUGGACAGUGGCGGCCGUGGCAUGAAAGAGAUAGAUAACAUCUCCAGCCUCGGUUCCCAGCCAGAGAGCAGUCUGCAGUCCUGGUUGAGUUGCACUCUGUCCCUGGCCACAGACACCACAAGGACUCCUUCUCGGCAGUCAGCUAUCAGCAGCCACACCCUUAACGCUCGGAUAAGCGAGGAGGCCGGCGACGCUGAGAGGACCCUGAAUGCGUCCGCACGGGGCGGAGCCAGGGACGUGACGCACAAAGUCUCCGGGCAGGAGUCAUCUCCCCUCUCGCUCUGCAGCCCAAAGUACUGCCUCUCCGGGGCUGGCGAAGAGUGCGGCCCCUUGGGAAAGCCCACAGAGAGAUCAGGGACACCAUCUUCUUCCCUGGCUUCUCGAAGGACAGGCAUGUCCCCGCCGUCCAGAGAGAAGCUGCCCAGUCCUUCAGCGGCCCUGUCCGAGUUCGUGGAAGGACUUCGCAGGAAGAGAGCGCAGAGAGGCCCUGGGUCAGCUCUGGGCCUGGAGGACUGGCCCCCUGACCCCAUCUACCAGACCACCGCAGUGUCCACGCUGAGGAGGGCCAGGGCCAUCGGUGGGGAGGGGAACCUCUCCCCAAGGUCCCGGGCAAAAUCACCCCUAGAAACGGAGGGUGCCGCCGGGAGUUCGGCCGGCCUCCUGCGGUCUUCCAGCCUGAGAUGCAUCUCUUUGGAGAACACGGAGGGCACCAGCCCACCCCCAGAGAAGCUCAAGACCCGGUUCAGUUCCUGCGAGUCCCUCUUCCAGUCAGGUCCCGGCCUGGGGAGAAAACUGAGCUCCCCGGCCACCCCCAGGGACAAGCUCUUGUCCCCUACGCUAUGUCCCCGGAGGCGCUGUCUGGAGUCCUCGCUGGAUGAUGCAGGCUGCCCUGACCUCGGGAAGGAGCCUCUCGUUUUCCAGAACCGCCAGUUCGCUCAUCUAAUGGAGGAACCCCUGGACAGCGACCCAUUCAGCUGGAAGCUCCCCAGCCUCGACUAUGAACGCAAGACCAAAGUGGAUUUCGACGACUUCCUCCCUGCCAUCCGGAAGCCUGAGACGCCUGCGUCUUUGGCCAGAGAAGCCAACGAUGGACAAGACAGCUUGCGGCAUCCAGGUGUCCACUUUGAGACGGAAGAAGCAGAGCGGACCUUCCUCUCAGGGAUCAAGACCAUUUUGAAAAAGACUCCUGAGCCCAACUCCGACUCCGACUCCUCCUCCAGCUCCUUCAAGAGCACCAGCAGCAUCAAGAGCCGACCCCGAAUCCCUCGCCCAGAGGGUGAUGGUGGUGAGCGACUGUCCUCUGAGAACAGAGAGCCAGGAGCAGGGAGGAAAGACGAGGAUGUUGAGAGCAUCAUGAAGAAGUAUCUCCAGAAGUAG